AUGUCGCAAACAUUCAAGCCAUUCCUCCUUCCAUUGCUUGGUGGCUUUGCUCUUAUGCUCCUCCUAGUUCAUGCCCGGGAUGAUCAACCAGGAUUCAUUAGCAUAGACUGCGGCCUUGCCGGAAAUUCCAGCUAUACUGAAAACACAACCGGCAUUAACUACAUUUCAGACGAAACCUUCAUAGACACGGGUGAAAGAAAAUCCGUGUUACAGGAAUAUGGCUAUAGGUAUCAAGAGCCCUACACGUCUCUUAGGAGCUUCCCUGAAGGAAACAGAAACUGCUACGAGAUCAAUGUUACUGAUGGCUACAAGUAUUUAAUCAGAUCAAGUUUCGUAUAUGGGAAUUAUGAUGGCCAAAAUAAAGUUCCUGAAUUCGAUCUGCACCUUGGAGCUAACUUAUGGAGCUCGGUGAAGUUGGAGAGCUCCGGGGUCCCAUUUAUAUCAGCUCUAGAAAUAAGGCCUUUAUUGAAUGGAUCUUAUGUAACUGAAGGGGAGUCCUUGGCACUUGACAUGCGAUUUGACACGGGUCAAAACGCUAAUUUAACUUCAUAUCGGUGA
Molecule: messenger RNA, 558 nt
Organism: Prunus armeniaca (apricot)
Lineage: Eukaryota; Viridiplantae; Streptophyta; Magnoliopsida; Rosales; Rosaceae
Source: the annotation of a GenBank genome assembly